AUGGAGCACAUAACAGUUUGUGCCUUGCUUUCAGCUGGAGGCAUCUGUAGCUGGAACAUCAACAGACUCAUCAAAGAUAACAUUGCCAUGACAACUGAAUAUCCAGUUACUAUCAUGCUCCUUCAGCCUAGUUACCACCAACUGUUCAUUUUGUAUUUUCAGCCAGGUGAUUUGAUCAUUGGUGGCAUUAUGUCUUCCAUCACAGUUACUGGAGAGCUGAAUAACUUCAGGCAACCCUCUGAUUCCUGGAUUAGUGAUACAGUUGUCUUGACAAAUAAUUACCAGCAUAUCCUGGCAUUGGCUUAUGUUGUGAAGGAGAUCAAUGAAAACUGCCAGAUAUUACCCAAUGUAACCUUGGGCUUACACAUGCAUGAUAGUUUUGCAAAAGGGACGUGUUACGCCAUAAUGGUCCUUCUCUCAGGGCACAUCAGAUUUCUUCCCAACUACAAAUGUGGCAUCCAGUAUAACCUUGUAGCAGUUAUUGGAGGUCUUUAUCCCCGCACCUCCUUUGACCUGGCAAUGGUGUUGGGAAUCUACAAUGUUCCACAGGUGGUGUAUGACUACAUUCUCACUAUUCCAUUAGAAAUAUCUGUUUUCAUCUCAUUCAUCCAUGAUAUCUUUCUUCAGUUUAUAUAUGGAACUGGUCUAGGACUGAAUGGCAGAAAUGAACCCCACCCAUUCUACAAUAUGGUCCCAAAUGAAGGCCACCAGCAUAUGGGACUUCUCCAACUACUUCUGCAUUUCCGGUGGACAUGGGUUGGAGUAAUUGCUAGAGAUACUAUCAGUGGGGAAAGGUUUGUGAAGAUGGUUGUUGAAAAGUUUCCUUUGAGUGCCAUCCGUUUCGCCUUCCUACAAAGAGUUGAGGACUUGAAGAUGAGUGACAUUUGGGAUGCAAUGGAUCAGCUACUGGAAUUAUAUAAUAUUGCAAUGAAGAGCCAUGCAAAUGCAUUGAUCUUCUAUGAUGAAAAUAUUUUGAUUUUGAGAUGGUUAUUAUAUCUGCCAGAACUACAAGUGGGAAUGCUCCACCAUUUACUGAAAGAAAUCUCAUUCAAUAACAGUGCUGGUGAUGAGAUUUCCUUUGAUGAGAAUAGAGAAUUAAGAGCUGGAUUUGAUAUUAUCAACUGGGUCAUUUUCCCAAAUCAAUCCUUUCAGAGAGUCAGAAUCGGAAAGCUGGAUCCCCAGGCUCCUCCUGAUCAACUGUUCACAAUGCAUGAUGAAGCUAUCAUGUGGCACAGGAGUUUUAACCAGACAUUGCCCAGAUCUGUGUGCACUGACACCUGCGCCCCUGGUUACAGCAAGAGAAAACAGGAAGGGAAGCCAUUUUGCUGCUAUGAUUGUGCUUUGUGUUCAGAAGGGAAGUUUUCAAGUCAGAAAGACACAGAUGACUGUUACAAAUGCCCAGAUGAUCAAUACCCAAACAAGGACCAGGAUGCAUGCAUCUUCAAACAGAUAACCUUCCUGUCUUAUGAAGAACCGUUGGGGAUCUCUUUAGCCAUUUUGGCAAUUUUCUUUUCUAUGCUCACAGCUGUGGUUCUAGGGACAUUUCUGAAGCACCGUGACACACCCAUAGUCAAAGCCAACAACCGGAAUCUCACUUACACCCUCCUCAUCUCUCUCCUGCUCUGCUUCCUUUCUGCUUUGCUAUUCAUCGGGCGGCCUGAGAAGAUGACCUGCCUCCUCCGGCAAACUGCUUUUGGCAUUAUCUUCUCAAUGGCUGUAUCUUGCGUACUGGCAAAGACACUGACUGUUGUUCUGGCUUUCAUGGCCACCACCCCAGGAAGCAGGAUGAAGAAGUGGGUGGGGGAAAGAAUGGCAACCUCCAUUGUCCUUUCCUGCACCCUUAUCCAAAUGGGCAUUUGUGCUGUGUGGCUGGCAACGUCUUCCCCAUUCCCACAUGUGGAUAUGGAUUCAGUGAAAGAAGAAAUUGUGCUGGAAUGCAAUGAGGGUUCAGUUGUCAUGUUUUACUGUGUGCUGGGCUAUAUAGGCUUUCUGGCCCUUGUCAACUUUGCUGUGGCUUUCUUUGCCCGGAAGCUCCCUGACAGUUUCAAUGAAGCCAGGUUUAUCACUUUCAGCAUGUUGCUCUUUUGCAGUGUAUGGCUAUCAUUUGUUCCAACCUACCUGAGUGUAAAGGGGAAAUACAUGGUGGCUGUAGAGAUUUUCUCCAUCUUGACUUCCAGUGCUGGCAUACUGGGUUUCAUUUUUUCCCCAAAAUGCUAUAUCAUUGCACUGAGGCCCCAGCUUAAUAAGAGGAAGCAACUAAUAAAAAGAAGACAAUGA
Gekko japonicus is the source of this 2277-nucleotide messenger RNA. RefSeq names its product vomeronasal type-2 receptor 26-like. Gene Ontology annotation, biological process: G protein-coupled receptor signaling pathway. The transcript has 7 exons. The record is from RefSeq and is a predicted model, not a curated record. Gene Ontology annotation, molecular function: G protein-coupled receptor activity. Lineage: Eukaryota; Metazoa; Chordata; Lepidosauria; Squamata; Gekkonidae. Gene Ontology annotation, cellular component: membrane. The coding region runs from base 1 to 2277 and encodes 758 amino acids.